This is a messenger RNA of Rotaria sp. Silwood2, 462 nucleotides long. The record is from the annotation of a GenBank genome assembly. NCBI's taxonomy places the organism in Eukaryota, Metazoa, Rotifera, Eurotatoria, Philodinida, Philodinidae.
AUGUUGCAACGAUUUCAGCAAGUACCGUCUGUUUCUGACUGUUAUCCGUCAAUACAGCAUCGACUACAACAGCUGCCGUCAUCAUCAUCUUCAGGAUUUCGUCCAAUUUUACAAAAGCAAUCAUAUCAAGAACGACAACUACAAUCAUCAGCACCUAAAAUAUCCUCGCCGAUAACAAACAAGGAAAAAACUAAAGAAUCACGACCACAGGCAUCAUCCCUUUUAUCUUAUAUAGCUCAAAUAGUAACUCCAGAAGUACGCCCAGAGCCUCCGGCAUCAUGUACAGUGAGCCAACGAUCACAAAGAUAUCCUUACAACUCUCCACCACAAACAUCAGCGGCAUCUUCUACAGUUAAUGCAAGAAGAUCGCAACAGCAACAACAUCGUCGCGAACCACGAGCGAAGCCAUCAUCGUCUUCCGCGCUUCGUCAACAGCAACCAUUACGACGACAUUCGAGAUAA